Molecule: messenger RNA, 633 nt
Organism: Caenorhabditis angaria
Lineage: Eukaryota; Metazoa; Nematoda; Chromadorea; Rhabditida; Rhabditidae
Source: the annotation of a GenBank genome assembly
AUGAAGGUUUUCCUUCUUUUCUUGGUUGUUUUAGUAGCCUUGGUUUAUACACAAAUUGUUGGAAAGAAAGCUGUUGGAGUUAAGGGAACUCUGGUUUGUGGAAAGAAACCAGCAGAAAAUGUUCGUGUUCGACUUUUCCGAGUGAAACCUGGUAAAAAAGAUGGUGAGUUUUUCAAUACUUUUCCGGAGGCAAAGUUCAGUUAAGCUAAUUAAUUAUGCGACAAAUAUAAAUUUUUAAAAGUUUCCAGGAACAAUUUUUCCCUCAAAUUUGUUCCAGUUGAUUGACCCAGACAUUUAAAACAUAAUAAGUAACAAUUUCUAGAUCUUGGUCAAAUUAUCGAUGAAAAAAUUACUGGCCCAGGAGGAAUGUUUCACGUUGAAGGAAAUACAAAUGGUUUCCCCCUCAACGAAACAGAUAUUCAACCUGUUCUUUCAUUUUAUCAUCAUUGUGAUGAUGAUCCGAAAAAAUUGGAAAAAACUGCUUUCCGUAGAUUCAACUAUAAUGUUCCAACAACAUUCGUCAAUCAAGGUGAAAAGGCAAAAAAAUCAUACGAUAUGGGAACUUUGAACAUUCAAAUCGAAUUUCCUGGAGAAAAACGAGAAAAAACAAUCGUCGAAAAUAAGCCAAAGUAA